UUAAAUAUCACACUCGAUCCAGUAACAACACACCACUGAAGUAGAGGGGUAGUUUGGACAUUUAAGAUAUACAGCAGGUUUUGGUUAAUAAAAAGAAAAAAAUUGUCCCAUUUCCGUCGCUCAUCUCCGUCGUCUCAUCGCUUCGCCAUAGUUCUCCGUCAUCCGAGCAACCCUAAAAAUGGAUGGGCAUGAUUCUGAGGAUACUAAGCAGAGCACUGCUGAUAUGACUGCUUUUGUCCAAAAUCUCCUGCAGCAGAUGCAAAGCAGGUUUCAGACAAUGUCGGACUCCAUCAUCACAAAGAUCGAUGACAUGGGAGGCAGAAUCAAUGAGCUGGAGCAAAGCAUCAAUGAUCUAAGAGCCGAGAUGGGAGUUGAAGGCACUCCACCUCCUGCCUCCAAAUCAGGCGAUGAACCCAAAACACCGGCUAGUUAGUUCCACUUGAUAAAAAAACUAAGGUCCAUGAUCUUUCUGCUUGUGUCUGCAGCUCCUUGAAAUUUAUUAAGCGCAGUACUAUUACUUUUUAAAAUUUUCUGUUUCAAAAGACAUGAAUAUCUUGUUGAGUUCAUUAAAUAGAUCGAUGAUGUGGUGGUACA
Molecule: messenger RNA, 594 nt
Organism: Brassica napus (rape)
Lineage: Eukaryota; Viridiplantae; Streptophyta; Magnoliopsida; Brassicales; Brassicaceae
Product: heat shock factor-binding protein
Exons: 5
Coding region: 179-433 (84 amino acids)
Biological process (GO): cellular heat acclimation
Cellular component (GO): nucleus; cytosol
Molecular function (GO): transcription corepressor activity
Source: RefSeq, a predicted model, not a curated record